UUGAAUUGUGUCAGUCGUGUAGUUGUGUCAAUGUGUGCGGUGUCUCACUCUGUUCUCCAUUGUUCACUGUGGUCCACAGAACGAUUCACUCCAGCCAGCGUUGGCUGAGGCCGUGACGGAGUGGUUGGUGGUGAGGGUUUUCAACCUUUCCGGCGCAAUGCCGGACAGUGUGAAAUACAACAUCAAGUACUUAUUUGCAAAUUUAGAUGCUUCAACAAUCUUAGAAGACCUACUAGAGAGUGAUGUUCUGGACGGAGAGGAAUAUAUUGGCGCACCUGCCAAGGAGGAGAAGUUGAAGUUGGCAGAGUAUGUGGUGAGGCUGAUGCUGAAGAAAACGGAGGAACAGGUGGAUACGUUCCUGAGGCUCGUUCAACACAGCCAGCCUCAUGUAGCGGAACACGUCGCCAGCACCAUGGCUAAGCGACGCGGUGCAACUGCCAGUGGGAAAACUGAGCAUCCGGCGAAGCCAAUGUCGGCAGAUCGUGAGUCACCACUUGGCUCGUCCUCUGACAAUCCGUUUGACCUGACAAGGUUUGUGUGUGACUUUCAACAAUGGUUGAACAAAGUUGACGCAGAUCGACUGCGACGGAUGGUGAUCAAGAAACAUCUCAUAACUGACAGCGCAUCAAUAGAGAGACUAAAGAUAAUUCGGUCCCGGGAUGGACUAUCUGAUCAUAAUGAGGCGCUCAUCCAGUUGCUCAGAGCUGGUGGCCUAAAGACUUAUCGUGAUCUCUGUGUUGUCAUUGAGGAACUUGGUUAUGCGGACAAGAGCAAGGAAAUGCUCUCCAUUUUGUCCCACACAGGUACCACCAUGACAACAGUUGGCCAACAGAAAACGCAGCCAUCACAGCACCCGGUGGAAGAUGGCCAGGCCGACCAGCAACGGACCUCCAGCAGACGUGAGCCAGUUUUCAAACAACCAACAUCAGCUGUAACUAGAACUGAUGCGACUAGUAUGGGUACAACAACCAACACAGCAUUGACUACAACGCAGGAUUCAACAAGAUCAGCAACGUCAAGCCAGUCAUCUCUACCGGACAAAGACCGACACUUCACUGGCAGGAAUGAGAUUGUUACAGAGAUUAGUGACAAAAUUCUCACAACAAAGUCCACAUCAUCAUCUACACGUGUGCAGAGUCUUCUGGCACCAGCUGGUUUUGGUAAGACGUCCGUAGCCAUUACUGUUGGACAUGUAUGUCGCAAUGCUGGUUGUCGUGUGGAGUUCUUUGACUUACGCGGUGUAGCUGGUGUUGACGCUGUCCAGGCAAUGAUUCAAAACCGACUCGAAACAAACCCGGCUUCACCUGAAACUGCUGGCAAGACAAAACAAACAACUGAUGGCAUGGAUGAGGAUGGUGGCAAGCACCGCAUGCUAUGUAUUCUGGAUAAUGCCGAGGAUGCUAUCCAGGCUGGUGCUGAUAAAGAUUUCCAACUACAAGAUGUUGUGGAACGACUACUUCGACUACAACACAACGUUCAUGUUCUACUGACAAGUCGUGUUUACUUUGAUCUACACGCUGCCCAGUUUAAACUACAACAACACCGUCUUGAUGGUCUGACAAAGGUUUGCGCUGUUGGACUUCUCCAUGGUCUAUGUGUUGAAGGUAGUGUGAGCAUUGAAGAUGCACAGAGGUUAGUGGAUCAUUGUGGAAAUGUUCCACUUGCUGUACGCAUUACAGCUGGUCUUCUACAAGGGGGUCGAUUAACUCCCACCAGGCUGCUAUCGUUGUUCAAGAAGGUUGGUCUUGAUGUGUUCAACGAUGAUGGUCUGAAACCGAAUGAUCGAAUUCUGCAGCUGUUGAAAAUAGCAUACAACACAUUACGUCAGGAUGAUAAGGCAUCAUUCCAUGCUCUCUCUCAACUGCGCUCUUCCUUCUCAUCUAAGUGCGCUUGUGUGAUGGUGGAUUGUGUAGGUGAUGAUGUUGAUGUGGUUCAUCUUGAAAGUUUUGAUCCUUUGAUCAAGAUUUGUUUCCUGGAUUACAAUUCGCAUUCGGAUCGCUACUCGUUGCAACCACUCAUCGCCGAGUUUGGUCGUUACCAAUGCCCUGAAGACAAGCAAUGUAUGUAUCAACGGCGACUGUGCAAGCAUUUUCUUGGCUUUGUGAAGGAAGUUGAUGACUGUAGAGGUUGUGGUGCAGACAAAGCAGUGUAUUGGAGUUACCAAUUGCUUCAGGAACAGGUGAAUAUACAGAUGGCGUUGUCUGUUGUUGAUGUUUUGUCUGGCGAUGACUUGCUUCCUUUCUCUGGAUUAGCAGGGUGGUCGGGUAUCCUACUUGCCUUGUUUGGGAGAGCAAUGUUUGUUGAAGAGUUUGUGGACAGGAUACAAAGAUUGGACAAAGCACCGCUAUCUGUACAAGCUGACAGCAUUUGCACCUCGGUCCUGUGUUGUAUUUGCCGUCAAAGCAUUGCAGAUUCUGAUGUCACUUUUGAGAGUUUGGAUUCCAGAACCCAAAUGCUCCUGGAGAAAUCUGAACAAGAACCGACAGGAGUGGGGUCACCGCUGCAGCUACCUUUGAUGCAACUUUCUCUGGAGACAAGCUGA
This is a messenger RNA of Sycon ciliatum, 2542 nucleotides long. RefSeq lists its product as uncharacterized. Gene Ontology annotation, biological process: regulation of apoptotic process. NCBI's taxonomy places the organism in Eukaryota, Metazoa, Porifera, Calcarea, Leucosolenida, Sycettidae. The coding region runs from base 158 to 2542 and encodes 794 amino acids. The transcript is spliced from 4 exons. The record is from RefSeq and is a predicted model, not a curated record.